AUGGGCGCCUUUACGGACGCGUCCGCCGGUGCUGGCGUCAACCUCGCCGACCUGAUCCCCAAGGACCGCAAGCCGUGGUGGCGCGACACGCGGCUGCUGCACCUCAACUUUUUGCUGCUGUCGGCGCUGCUGACGCAGACGGCCUCCGGGUUCGACUCGAGCAUGAUCAACGGCAUGCAGUCGCUCACCCACUGGGCCGCCUUCUUCGACCACCCCAACGGCACGCGCCUCGGCGCCAUGACCGCCGGCACCACGGGCGGCACCCUGAUUGCGGUGCUGUGGUCGUCGCAGCUCUGCGAGCGCUUCGGCCGGCGCUGGCCCAUCUUCGGCGGCUCGGCCGUCAUCAUCCUCGGCUCGGUGCUGCAGGGCGCCGCGCAGAACUUUGGCAUGUUCGUCGCCGGCCGCUUCAUUGUCGGCGCGGGCCUCUGCAUGGUCUCGACGGCCGCGCCGCCGCUGCUGACCGAGUGCGCGUACCCGACGCACCGCGGCGUGCUCGUCAGCAUGUACAUGGUCUCGUGGCCGCUCGGCUCGCUCGUGGCCGCCUGGAUCACCUACGGCACCUUCCGCAUCGACAGCGCCUGGUCGUGGCGCCUGCCGAGCCUGCUGCAGUGCUCCGUGUCCGUCGUCCAGAUGGCCCUCGUCUGGUUCGCGCCCGAGUCGCCGCGCUGGCUCAUCUACAACAACCGCCAGGACGAGGCGCGGGCCUUUUUCGCCAAGUUCCACGGCCACGGCGACGCCGACGCGCCGCUCGUGCGCUUCGAGAUGGCCGAGGUCGUCGCCACGCUCGAGAUGGAAAAGGAGCAGAAGCAGGCGCGCUGGGCCGCCUUCUUUCGCACCCCCGGCAUGCGCCACCGCUUCUUCCUCGCCGCCUGGAUCCCGGCCAUGCUCCAGUGGUCGGGCAACAAUCUGACCUCGUACUACUUGACCCGCGUUCUCAACUCCAUCGGCAUCACCGACAGCAAGACGCAGCUCAUCAUCAACGGCUGCCUGUCCAUCUGGUCGUUCCUGACCGCCCUCGUCUUUGCCGGCCUCGUCGACCGCCUCGGCCGCCGCUUCUUGUUUCUGCUCGGCAUGGCCGGCAUGCUGCUGUCCUACGUCAUCUGGACCAUCUGCUCGGCCCUCAACCAGCAGCGCAACUUUGAGGAUCACGGCCUCGCCGCCGGCGUCAUCACCAUGAUCCUCGUCUUCUCCGCCUUUUACCACGUGCAGUCGCCCGCCGCGCCCACCUACAUCAUGGAGAUCCUCCCCUUUACGCUGCGCGCCAAGGGCGCCAUGCUCUACCAGCUCACCGGCAACAUCGCCGGCAUCUUCAACAGCUUCGUCAACCCCAUCGGCAUGACCAACCUCGGCUGGCGCUACUACAUUGUCUGGUGCUGCGUCAUCGCCUUCAACCUCGCCACCAUCUACUUUUUCUUCCCCGAGACCCGCGGCUACGCGCUCGAGGACGUCGGCCAGAUCUUUGACGGGCCGGACGCGCUCACGGGGACCAAUGCCAUGCGCAAAAUGGGCAUGACGGUCGACGGCGAAGUGGAACAUGCCGAAGACGCCGAAAACGUCGAAAACGCCGAUGCGAGCACGGCGUCGGCCGCCAAGCGCACCGUCCAGCACAACGAAGUCGAGGCUGUCUAG
Messenger RNA from Sporothrix brasiliensis 5110, 1629 nucleotides. Its product is annotated as sugar transporter. The transcript has a single exon. Gene Ontology annotation, molecular function: carbohydrate:proton symporter activity. Gene Ontology annotation, biological process: carbohydrate transport; transmembrane transport. NCBI's taxonomy places the organism in Eukaryota, Fungi, Ascomycota, Sordariomycetes, Ophiostomatales, Ophiostomataceae. Gene Ontology annotation, cellular component: membrane. Bases 1 to 1629 code for a protein of 542 amino acids. The record is from RefSeq and is a predicted model, not a curated record.